Vidua macroura (Pin-tailed whydah) is the source of this 1628-nucleotide messenger RNA. RefSeq names its product phosphatidylinositol glycan anchor biosynthesis class W (gene PIGW). The coding region runs from base 98 to 1618 and encodes 506 amino acids. The transcript is spliced from 2 exons. The record is from RefSeq and is a predicted model, not a curated record. Gene Ontology annotation, cellular component: endoplasmic reticulum; membrane. Lineage: Eukaryota; Metazoa; Chordata; Aves; Passeriformes; Viduidae. Gene Ontology annotation, biological process: GPI anchor biosynthetic process; protein localization to plasma membrane. Gene Ontology annotation, molecular function: glucosaminyl-phosphatidylinositol O-acyltransferase activity.
CACCCGGGGCCGUGAGGGCGGCAGAGGCGGCCGCGGGCCCCGCCGGCUCUGCGCCCUCAGCGCCGUCCGUCCCCCCGCUCCCGAGGAAGGAAGAAGAAUGUCCCAGAAACAGCUGAAAGAAGCUUUUGUCAGCAACCUGAACGGAACGAGUUUGCUGGAAAUUUCCGCAGGCUUGUCCCUGCCUCCGCUGUGCCUGCUCUGCAGAGGGCUCCUCCUGAUCCUGUACUACCUGCACCAUGGAAAACCCGUGAGCUCAAGGCAGUACAGCCUGCUGCUAGACUUCUUGGUGCUGGUGUCUCCUCUCCUCUUCUCCUGCACUGUCUUGUCUCCAGUCAUCUUUUUCAUACCAGUUAUCCUCGCUGCCUUCUGUGCCGGAAUAUUUUCCAAAAUAUACAGCCAGAGAAAACGGGAGGCUAGAGUGCCCUUUGGGCAAAUUGUAAAAGAAUUCCAGAAGACGUGCUUGGAGCCCGAGUGCAUUCCAGCAAUAACUGUGUUCCGUGUUUAUGUCAACGUGCUGACAUCCAUCAGCAUUUUGGCCGUGGAUUUCCCGCAGUAUCCCCGGCGAUACGCCAAGGCCGAGACCUACGGCACCGGAGCCAUGGAUUUGGGGGUGGGAGCCUUCAUCUUUGGAAAUGCUCUCGUUUGCCCUGAGGUUCGGCAGAAGUCUCACACGACACAGCCCAGAUUCUCCAGCCUGGCCAGGCAGGUGUUUUCCGUGUGGCCGCUGAUUUCCCUCGGCGUUGGGCGGCUGCUGAGUGUUAAAUCCAUCGAGUACCACGAGCACACCUCGGAGUACGGGGUGCACUGGAACUUCUUCUUUACCUUGGCACUGGUGAGACUUGCAGCAUCUCUGCUUUUAGCCAUAUUCCCCAAACGUAAGGCUUGGCUGGUGGCUCUAGCUGUGGCCGUGCUUUACCAGCUCCUCCUCAGCACUACCUCUCUGAAGUCCUUCAUCCUGCACGGGAGCGACGGCAGGGGCUCCCGGCUCGGCUUCCUCGACGCCAACCGGGAAGGGCUGCUCUCCCUCUUUGGCUACCUGGCCAUCUACCUGGUGAGCGUGCAGGUGGGGCUGUGGCUGCUGCAGCGCCGGAGCUCGGUGAGGGGCUGGCUGGAAGCCCUCGGGGGGCUGGCCCUGGCCGUCCUGGUGCUGUCGCUGUUGCUGCAGCUGUGCCAGGCGCGCACGGAGCCCGUGUCCCGCCGCCUGGCCAACCUGCCCUUCUGCGCCUGGGUGCUCGCCCACUGCCUGCUGCUGCUGGGCUUUUUUGUGCUCACUGACCUCACCCUGGUGUUCACAAAGCUGCUGGUCAAGGGGUCCAGCGUGCCCUGCUGCUGGGGGGUUGUGCAGCCCCCUGAUUCCGGGAAAAAGCGCGGAAUGGAGGCCGUGCCGGUGGGAAGGCAGGACAAGCUGUCACAGCUAUGCCUCAUUAGUGCUAUUAACAAAAACCAAUUACUGUUUUUCUUGCUAGCGAAUGUUAUGACUGGUGCUGUGAACAUCCUGAUAGACACAAUCCACAGCAAGGCUGCCUUUACAUUAUGCAUACUGCACUUGUACAUGUUUUUUAACUGUUUAAUUAUGUAUAUAUUGCAUGCCAGAAAUAUAGUAUUAAAGUUUUGGUGAUUCCACUUUG